AUGGCGGCAGAAACCCUAGAGAAACACAAAAGCAGCCGAAGCAACCUAGAGAAAUGGCAGAUCAGGAGUUAGAAAAACACUGAAAAGCAACAACCUUCUUGGCUCUUUCAUUGUUUUCCGACAGAUUUCACAAGCAAACAAGCCACCAAACCACACAACACUUUCUGCCUUUGUUUGACAAGCAAGAAAUUAAAAGACCCACAAACAAACAUCCCACAGCAAGAUCACAGCAACAAAAAAAAAAAAAAAAAAAACAGACGGAUCAGGCUGAAGGUUGCAGAAGAAGCAGAAAGAGCACUCCAGGAGACUUCAUCAAAGGUCGGAACCCUCCCCAAACUACAAACAGAGUACCUAGGACAUGGUUGGGCACUAGAGGAAGCUUUUCAGUGUACAACAUUUCAUCGAGAAAAUGAAUUCUCGUCGUCGGUUAAAGUAGCAAGUGAUGGUGCAGGAGAAAGAAGAGAUGUUGCCGAAAAUGGAUUGACUACGACGAAGGUGGAAAAAAAGCAAACAAUUAAAUCAGUCGAGCAGAGAGAAAAGCGGGGAGACAUCUCUGGCUUAGAAAGUUGAGGUGAAUCUCCCAAUAAAAGGAGAGAUAUCAUAAAAUUUGUAUACCAAAUAGGCUAACUACCCGCCAUUUGAAAGUGACAUUGAUCUCUCCUUCCCUCUUCCCUUUUUCCUAAAACCACGACCCCUUCUUCUCCUUCUCCCUCUUGUGUUCUAACUGGUCUCCAACCCAAUUACAAUGGUGGCUCUGUUGAGACUCUCACCCCCUCGAUCACCCUCCUAUCUCCUCCCUUCCCUACUCGCUUUAGCCCUCUUCACCCUCCUUUUCCUGUACAAGGUAGAUGACUUCGUGACGAGCACCAAAACGAUGGCAGGCCACAACCUGGAGCCGACCCCAUGGCACAUUUUUCCAGCCAAGAGCUUCGAUGAUGAAACCCGCCAGUCCCGAGCAUACAAGAUUAUCCAGUGCUCCUACCUUAGUUGUCCAUAUUUCAAUAGAAGCAUAAUCGAGCGACCUCGUUUCCAGACCAACAAACCUGCAGCACAGUGUCCCGAGUUUUUCAGUCACAUACACCGGGAUCUGGCCCCUUGGGUCAAGUCCGGGAUAACGGAGAAUCAGGUCAUGGAGGCCAAGAACUUUGCGGCGUUUCGAAUUGUAAUCUUCCAGGGGAGGCUCUAUUUGGAUCCUUACUAUGCUUGCUUCCAGAGUCGAAUGAUGGUGACGAUAUGGGGAUUCAUACAACUAUUGCGGAAGUAUCCUGGCAUGGUUCCUGAUGUUGAUCUAAUGUUUGAUUGCAUGGACAAGCCUAUUCUCAAUCGGACCGAACGUCAAUCCAACCCUGUGCCUCUUUUUCGGUAUUGCACCACCCGUGAGCAUUUCGACAUUCCUUUCCCUGAUUGGUCCUUCUGGGGUUGGUCGGAGAUUAAUAUCAAGCCAUGGAGCGAGGAGUUCCCUGACAUUAAAAAGGGUUCUCAAGCUAAACGAUGGGCAGCAAAGCAGCCUCGUGCAUUUUGGAAGGGAAAUCCAGACGUUGUUUCCCCUGUUCGUCUAGAGUUGUUGCAAUGCAAUGACUCCCGAAAAUGGGGAGCACAAAUUAUGCGACAGGAUUGGGUGCAAGAGGCAAGAGAAGGUUUCGAGGCCUCCAAGCUAUCAAAUCAGUGCACCUAUCGGUACAAGAUAUAUGCAGAAGGCUUCGCUUGGUCCGUGAGCUUGAAAUAUAUCCUAUCUUGUGGUGCCAUGACGCUGAUCAUUUCGCCACAGUAUGAGGAUUUCUUCAGUCGUGGCCUUAUACCCAAGAAAAAUUAUUGGCCAGUAUCGCCCGUCGACCUAUGUAAAUCGAUAAAGUCGGCUGUUGACUGGGGGAACUCACACCCAGCUGAGGCUCAGGCGAUAGCGAAAGCAGGACAAGACUUCAUGGAGAGUUUAAGUAUGGACAAAAUCUACGACUACAUGUUCCACCUCAUCACUGAAUAUUCAAAGCUCCAGAUGUUCAAGCCUGUCCCACCACCCUCUGCUCUUGAGGUGUGUCCAGAUUCUGUGUUGUGCUUUGCCGAUGAGAAGCAGAGGCUAUUCCUUGAAAAAUCUUCAACUUCUCCCUCGUUGGAGCCUCCUUGCAACCUCAUGUCUGCCGACGAUAGUGUCAGAAGCUGAAAUUGCAGGAGGAAGUUAGGAAAAUGGAGCAACAAUCAUGAUAGGAAAUUUGGUAGAGCAUGGACCCCCAUUUUGAAUUGUAAAAGUAGAAUAAAUUAAUUAAUUAAAGGUGCAAGUAAGCCUACAGUCAUUUUACUGUUUCUCACGAAAAUCUCUCCCCAAAUUACAGUUCAUUAGUGGUGUGAUUAGGUGUGGCCGAACCCACC
Messenger RNA from Linum tenue, 2364 nucleotides. NCBI's taxonomy places the organism in Eukaryota, Viridiplantae, Streptophyta, Magnoliopsida, Malpighiales, Linaceae. The record is from the annotation of a GenBank genome assembly.